This is a messenger RNA of Microplitis mediator, 1771 nucleotides long. Its product is annotated as 4-hydroxybutyrate coenzyme A transferase. Lineage: Eukaryota; Metazoa; Arthropoda; Insecta; Hymenoptera; Braconidae. Gene Ontology annotation, biological process: acetate metabolic process. The transcript is spliced from 6 exons. Gene Ontology annotation, cellular component: mitochondrion. The coding region runs from base 233 to 1678 and encodes 481 amino acids. Gene Ontology annotation, molecular function: acetate CoA-transferase activity. The record is from RefSeq and is a predicted model, not a curated record.
AAUACCGAGAGAUAGUGGGAGAGGGAGAUAGUAAAUGAGUAAUUGAACAAAAAAAAUUUUAUUGAGUUUGAUCCUAUUCGCGCAAAUAGUCAGUGUCUGCGUCUUGUGCAAACGCUAAUUUAAAUUGUCUACUAAUAAAUAAUAAUUGUCAAACUAUCUGUGUUUACUCAUAGGUGCGUCGUGUCAAACAACUUUGUCAGAUUUUAAAUAAAAUAAAAUAAAAUAAUAAAUAAUGGCGGCAUUUAAUCGUAUGAUUAAACUGACUGAAGGACUCAAAAAUCUGACAAGCUCACAUGGGUAUCGAUUACCAGCUUCGAAAACUUUUUACACUUAUGUCAAUGAGCCGGCAAUGCCAAUUCCUGACAAGGAGCCUUGCUGGGUCAAGACUUCUGAAGAAGCCGCCGAACGCGCGGGUUUAGCAUCUGAUCAAAUAGUAUUUGUUCAGGGUGCGGCAGCAACUCCUGUUGAAUUAUUGCGAGGACUUACUGAGUAUGGAGUUCGUUCUAAUGUUAAAAAUGUACGACUGUGUCAUAUGCAUCUUGAAGGAGCUGCUCCAUUUGCGAAGAAAGAAAAUGCGAAACACUUCCGAUCUGUCAGCUUUUUCAUUGGUGGCAAUGUAAGAGGAGCUGUAAAUGAAGGCACAGCUGAUGCUAUUCCAAUUUUUCUACAUGAAAUACCGAAGAUAUUUAACCGCGAUUACAUGAAACCAGAUAUCGCUCUUAUUCAUGUGACACCACCGGACAGCAAAGGAUACUGUUCAUUAGGGACAAGUGUUGACUGUGUCAGAGCUGCUCUUAUAAAAUCUAAAAAAAUCGUAGCACAAGUUAAUGAAAACAUGCCGAGGACAUUUGGUGACGCAAUUAUACACAAAAGUCAUAUAGAUUUUGCUGUUGAGCACAACGGGCCGCUGCCAGCUCAUCCAGUUAAAGCUCCAUCAGAUAAAGAACGCGCUAUUGGUAAACACAUUGCGGAAAAUUUAGUUGAUAAUGGGGCGACUCUGCAACUGGGCAUUGGUAGUAUUCCUGAUGCAGUAUUAGCUCAAUUGAAAAAUCACAAAAAUUUAGGAAUUCACAGCGAGAUGUUCAGUGAUGGUGUCGUUGAUCUUGUCAACAGCGGCUGUAUUACGAACAAUGAAAAAUCAAUUCAUCGCGGUCGUAUCGUCGGUUCAUUUUGUGUUGGUUCACAAAAAUUGUAUGACUUUAUGCACAAUAAUCCAUUUAUUGAAAUGUUGGUUGUUGAUUACGUUAAUGACCCGAGAAUAAUUGCCAAGCAACCAAAAAUGACCUGCAUAAAUUCAUGCAUUGAAGUUGAUUUGACUGGACAAAUUUGUUCAGACAGUAUUGGAACGCGGAUGUACUCCGGCUUUGGAGGUCAAGUAGAUUUCCUGACCGGCGCGGCGAUGAGCGAAGACGGUCUGGGUCAGCCGAUAGUUGCGUUAAACUCGACAACCGCUGACGGUAAAACGAGUAAAAUAUCUCCUGUCCUUAAAUCAGGAGCUGGUGUCGUGACCAGCAGAGCUCUAGUAAGAUACGUCGUAACGGAGCACGGCAUCGCAAGCCUAUUUGGCAAAACGCUCAGACAACGUGCCCAUGCUCUUAUAAACGUCGCUCACCCUGAUCACCGGGAAGCUCUAGAAAAAGCUGCCUUCGAACGUCUAAAAGGAAUGCCUGAGCCUUGAACUCACUAGUCAUCUUUAUUAAUAUUAAAUGAAAUAUCACGAGAAUGUAUUCAUAUUUUGCUCUUAUCCACAAUCUUAAGAUAAAAAAAACAA